Messenger RNA from Schizosaccharomyces osmophilus, 1443 nucleotides. It is a transcript of the gene ric8, whose product is annotated as synembryn family GEF, Ric8. Gene Ontology annotation, cellular component: cytoplasm. NCBI's taxonomy places the organism in Eukaryota, Fungi, Ascomycota, Schizosaccharomycetes, Schizosaccharomycetales, Schizosaccharomycetaceae. The transcript has 6 exons. Gene Ontology annotation, molecular function: guanyl-nucleotide exchange factor activity; G-protein alpha-subunit binding. Bases 1 to 1443 code for a protein of 480 amino acids. Gene Ontology annotation, biological process: G protein-coupled receptor signaling pathway. The record is from RefSeq and is a predicted model, not a curated record.
AUGGAAUUACAAAACCUUUUGGAACUAGUGAAAGAGAAAACAACCAUUGUUUACUUACACGAUUCAGUAUCACCAGCCCGACAUGGUUUAAAGAAACGUUUGCAGGACGAGGAUUCAAAUCAUCAAGAUAUACCCUUGGUUUUCAUUGCUCAGCUCAAAGAAUUAAGUCGAAGACUUGAAAAUGCGAGACAAAUAGCCGACGUUUUGGACUGGAAUUCCUAUUUUUACUAUGCUAGUAAAUGUCAGGAUGAAAAAAAAAAUAUUGAGAUGAUUAAAUUACUAGCCAACUGUUUAAUGCAGGUACCUGUGAUAUCAAAGCACUUGGCACAUUCUGAAUGUUUGAAGAACUUUACCCGACAAGUAUUUGAAGGAGACAACUUAGAAUCCCAAAACGUAUACUUGCGAUUUUUGUUCAUUUUUUUGGCAUACCAGGGAGCAGAUACGUGCAUAAACUUGAGCGAAUUAACAUUUUCUUUGGUAAAAAGACUGGAAGCAAUAUGGAAAAUAAUUUCGGAGUCUGUUUGUGAUAGUGAAAACUUUUCACUUUACUCAGAAAUUUUAAGGAUUUUAUUUCCACUCUUUAGAAUGGGAUUCAUUGAGGAAUCAACGAGACUAACAGCAUUACCUAUCAUUAUAAAAACUUGGUCAAAGUAUUCACAGGAAGAAGAUUCUACGAUACGUUGGCAUGCUAUCAAUGCAAUUUUGGAAUGUGAUCUCAAAAACAUCACUUCCAGUCAGGCUUGCGAAAUUGUAGAUUUAGCAACCAAGACUUUACAAUCUGCGGUUAAAUUGGAGACAGUAGAGGAAUUGGAAGGAUACUAUCAUCAAUUCGAGAGCGAUCUUCCUUUAAAUAAAUCAACCUCGCUGGAAAAAGAUCUCGUGCCUAUACUUGUUAUUUUGUAUUCUAUCAUAUCUAUUGAGAGAGUGCGAGAAAAGUUAGAAAUAAUUUUACUACCAAAAGAACAUGACAGAGAAACAAGCUUAAAAAAAGGAAAAAGUUUAGCAUGCUUAUUUUUACGGCUUAGCAUGAUACCGCUUAUGGAAAGUGUUUCUAUAUGGCAUGGAACCAUUUUAUUUACCCUUUGCAACUGCAAUCCUGACUUGCUCACAAAUCAAGUUGGGUAUGGUUAUGCCUCUGGCAUACUAAAUAAAGUCAAGCAUUCCGAUCCAUCAGAUAUUAUUCCACCAGGAUCUACUGGAACUCAUUCAGGAACAGAGAAAUCCCAACCGAUUGACCCAAUAACAGGGGAAUAUAAGCAGCAGCCGAAGCAACAAGGCUCCUCAUCUGCAAUGACAAUGGAAGAAAAAGAGCGAGAAGCAGAGCGGCUAUUCGUCUUGUUUCAGAGACUAGAAAAAAAUGGUGCUAUGCAAGUGACAAAUCCAAUUCGCCAAGCUAUUGACAGUGGAUACUAUCAUGACAUUGAUGAUACCUACUCUGAUUGA